Molecule: messenger RNA, 2264 nt
Organism: Heterocephalus glaber (naked mole-rat)
Lineage: Eukaryota; Metazoa; Chordata; Mammalia; Rodentia; Bathyergidae
Gene: Themis
Product: thymocyte selection associated
Biological process (GO): T cell receptor signaling pathway
Cellular component (GO): nucleus; cytoplasm
Source: RefSeq, a predicted model, not a curated record
AGUGUCUGCUCAGGCAUGCUCGCCCCACCCCCAUCCUGUUCUACUUCAGUGUCAGAAGGAAACGAAGCCGCAAGGAGAACAAAGCCUGGUAACACCUUGUGCCUCUUGCCUCCUUCUCACGCCCUCUGCACUGUUCUCUGCACAUGCAGCUGCUCCAGCUGGUUUGGCUCCAGCUGGUUUGGCUCCAGCAGAACAUCCUGCCUGCCAGAGCCGGGAAGAACUAUGAGCAAGGAGGUCCACUGCAGAGAAGGACCUGCCCACAGACUGUUGCUCCACCCUGGUUUGGCUCCUGUGUGACACCUGCCUGCCUGCCCAAGGGAGGAAUUAUGAGCAAGGACCACAACUGCAGACAGAUAGUCAUAUCCAGAAGCCACGAGUUGUCCUAAGAACCAGGUCUCUACACCACCUAAACCGGAGAGAUGGCGUUGUCGCUGGAAGAAUUUGUGCAGUCCCUUGAUGUCAGGACCCUGCCCAGGGUCCUAGAAAUCCAGUCAGGCAUCUAUUUUGAAGGUUCUAUCUAUGAAAUGUCUGGAAAUGAAUGCUGUUUUUCAACAGGAGAAGUGAUUAAAAUCACUGGCCUGAAAAUUAAGAAGAUCAUAGCUGAAAUUUGUGAAAAUAUUGAAGGUUGUGAGUCCCCACAAUCAUUUGAACUGCCCAUGGAUUUUCCAGGUCUCUUUAGGAUUGUGGCUGAUAAAACUCCCUACCUUACUAUGGGGGAAAUUGCAAGAACAAUCCAGAUUGCACCCAGUAGACUAGGGCAUCCUUGCUUCUAUCAUCAGAAGGACAUAAAACUGGAGAAUCUCACUAUAAAACAGGGUGAACACAUCACACUCAACUCAGUUGAAGACAUUGAUGGAGAAAUAACGGUGAACUGUGCCGUAGUAAGGAAUCAUCAAAAUCAUUCGUUUACUUUGCCUGUGACCCAAGAAGGAGAAUUCUAUGAGUGUGAAGAUGAACAUAUUUAUACGCUAAAAGAGAUUGUUGAAUGGAAGGUAUCCAAGAACAGAACCCGAACUGUGAAACUUACAGAUUUUGCGAAUAAGUGGGAUUCAUCAAAUCCAUUCCCUGAAGACUUUCACGGUGCACUGAUUCUCAAGCCUGUUUAUGAAAUACAAGGUGUGAUGAAAUUCCGGAAGGAUAUAGUCCACAUUCUCCCCAGUUUAGAUGUUGAAGUCAAAGACAUAACUGACUCCUUCGAUGCUAGCUGGUUUCCUCAGCUGUUAUCUACAGAAGACCUCUUUGAAAUGACUGGUAAAGAGUUUCCCAUUGUGGCUGAAGUCAUCGAAGCCCCUCAAGGAAACCAGCUGCCCCGAAAUAUUUUACAGCUUGGAAAAAUCAUUGUGAUCCAUCAGAAGUACCAGGCGUCGAGGUUCUUAGCCUCAGAAAUUAGAAGCAAUUUUCCUAAAAGACACUUCUUGAUUCCCAGUAGCUACAAAGGCAAGUUCAAGCGGCGACCUCGGGAGUUCCCCACUGCCUAUGACCUAGAGAUAGCUAAGAGUGAGAAGGAGGCUCUCCAUGUAGUGGCCACCAAAGCCUUUCAUUCCCCCCAUGAGGAGCUGUCCUCUGUGUCUGUUGGGGACCAGUAUCUAGUGCACCACUCAGAGGCCUCCGAAGCCCUCUGUGAGGGAGGGAAGAGAGUGGUGAAUUUUCUGGCCUGUGAAAAAAUCCUCAGAAAGUCCUAUGAGGCAGUGAGGCUCCCUUUGUCCAUGGAGGGAGGUUUUGUAGAGGUGAUUCAUGACAAGAAGCAGUACCAGAUUUCUGAGCUGUGUCAGCAGUUCCGCUUGCCCUUCAAUGUGAAAGUGUCUGUGAGAGAUCUGUCCAUUGACGAGGACAUUUUGGCUGGGACCCCAGGACUGCAGUUGGAGGAAGACAUCACAGACGCUUACCUGCUUGUAAGUGACUUUGCCACCCCCGAGGAAUGUUGGGAAGUCCCCGCUGGCCGCUUGAAUAUGACUUUUCAGUUAGUUAGUGAUUUGUCUGGGGACACGGGGCCGGGUACAGUCAGGGCUCUGGUAGAAGAGAUUACAGAAGAACAGUAUUACAUGAUGCGGAGAUAUGAAAGCUCUGUCUUGCACCCCCCGCCUCGUCCUCCCAAACAUUCCUCAGUGAAGGAAACCAAGUUAACCCUGCUCACCUUAGCAGAAGAAAGCACAGCAGAUGGGUCUGCCCCUCCCAAGGUAAGGGCUGCGAUUUUACAGAUUUUACUUCAGAGUGUUUUUCUUGAAGAUUUAGUUCCAAAUCUUUCCUGAACUUGCUUACUUCCU